AUGGAACCUACUUACCAACGAAUGCAAGUGAAGGUGUUGUAUUCAUUCAACGAUAACCCAACUGUUUUUCUCUCCCGAUCACGACAACAGCAUUCAGUCAAGGUGGUUCAGAUUCCAUCUGGGGAGAAUGAAGACCAGAUUUGCACGCUUGGAGCUUUUGAUCUUCGAAGCUGUGUAAACCAAAUCACCAAAAGUUCGCCCGAAAACUUCAAUCUUCAGGCUGAGGAUUAUGCUGUGUACUACAAGGAUAUCACCGAGCAACCUGACGAGCCAUUCGUUGGAAAUGGAGUGCUUUCGUCGCUUAUGGGCUCGGCCAAAUCGCAUGUGGUUCCCGGUAGAGUGUGCCAAAAUCUCUCUGCCAGUUUUUUAUUCGGCGACAAAAACUCGUCAUCUUUGACCUUGGAAAUCAGGCUCAAAUUGCAUACCAUUGAAAAGCUGCAAGAAAAUGCCCAGCUUGCCAAACGCGAAAACUCGUUUGCAGAAAUGAGUUCGUCGAAACGUACAAAAAAAUCAAAUCAUCCGCCUCCUUCGUCAUCCAACGUUCCCGCAGCAAAGGCUACCAGAACAAAAUCUCUUCCCAUAUUUUAUCACCCUCAUAAUCAGCAGAUACACAACAUUAUAAAUGCUGACAAGUCCAACGCACCUUCACGCUACGAUAGCAAAAGUGUACAAGACCGGUUCAAACUGGCACCUUUCAUGCAAGCAAAGAUAUUGGAUGACCCCAAUACCCUACGCAAGAGGAAGAGGGGAGGAGAUGAACCACAGCGUGCAAUGCGUACUCGAUCAAUGUUAGCCAAUACCAAUGGUUUUAAUACGACACCAGGAACUACCUCACCGAUUCAAGAAGAAAUGUAUUCCGACGAGACCGAUGAUACCGAGUAUAACGACCGCACAAAUGCCAUUGAGGAGGGAGACGAAGAGGAGGAAGAAGAAGAAGAGGCAUUUGAUGAAAGAUCUGAUCACUCUCCUUAUACUCCUCAACAACCACCUUACAAGCCACUGAACGAUCAAUUUGAAUCACUUCCCGAUUUCGAAAGUCUUGGUAAAAAAACCCACACUAUUCCUCACUCUAAAUUGCCCCACAACCAUGGUCUCGUAUGCAUCAAUGAAAACUGUUCCACUGUGAACUCAAUAACCUGGAGGUACUUUGAACAGAAAAACCAUCCUCCAUCUUUAGCCCUUUUGACGGCAGAAAGAUUUGAUAAAUCUUUGUACAAUGGGAUGUUCGGACCGCUCUGUAACGCAUGCUAUUUGUUCUUGCGUACUAAAGGAUUCAUGAGACCUCCGGCUGUUGUGAAGAAGUACUUGCAGCAGCAAAGAUACAAAAAGGAACAACGAGAAAAUUCAAAGAGUCGGCUGGACAGCAUAAGCAGUGCCAAGGGUGAGUCAUCUUCGUCGCCCUUCCCUCGGUUUGUGACCCCCUCACACACGCCGUCAAUGAUCAACCAGGUUAUUCAGAACAACAGGAACAAAGGAAAACCAGUUAACAACUCCAAUUACGACUUGAAUGAGUUUAUGAACCAGCUCAAUGCUUUUGGCGGGCCACUUACUGAUAUAGAUCCGUUGCCGCAAGACCAAGGAAUCACACCACCAAUGAUUGCAACCAAAUCUAAUACCAGGGUCAUCAACUUGUACGACGACGAGGAAGAUAAGGAAAAUCAGCCACCAAGUGAGGAUCAAGAUGCGAGUCAGAACAGCGAGUUUGAACGACUCAUCAAAAAGUCAUUCAGUUCUGAUAAACAGUCAAGUCCUAACAGCCAGUGGAUCGAUACCCUUUUUGCUCAACCCACGCCAAAAGAUGGUGAUAAACCAACACCUAUAGAUGGACCAAAAAUGAGAACAUUUACAAUUCGCUCGUCUCCACACAAGGCAGGCAACAUGCCCAUCAUCUCCCUUGGUUAA
Messenger RNA from Meyerozyma guilliermondii ATCC 6260, 1902 nucleotides. RefSeq lists its product as uncharacterized. Gene Ontology annotation, biological process: rDNA heterochromatin formation; silent mating-type cassette heterochromatin formation; regulation of transcription by RNA polymerase II. The transcript has a single exon. The coding region runs from base 1 to 1902 and encodes 633 amino acids. NCBI's taxonomy places the organism in Eukaryota, Fungi, Ascomycota, Pichiomycetes, Serinales, Debaryomycetaceae. The record is from RefSeq and is a predicted model, not a curated record. Gene Ontology annotation, molecular function: sequence-specific DNA binding; zinc ion binding.